Messenger RNA from Seminavis robusta, 684 nucleotides. NCBI's taxonomy places the organism in Eukaryota, Bacillariophyta, Bacillariophyceae, Naviculales, Naviculaceae. The record is from the annotation of a GenBank genome assembly.
AUGUCUUCUGAUGCCCUAGAUGGGCUCUCGCAGUGGUAUGGAUCGGAGAUCAACAAUGGAGCGGAAAACUAUGACUCGCUCUUUGGAGAACAGGGAGUGGGACCGACACUUGAAGAAGAAGGUAAGGAUAAGAAGCAAAUUCGCUUUGCUCUUUACCGUGAGGGCUUCAAGCUGUGGAAAGGCUUCACUGGAGUUGGCAUUCGAUUCAAGCUACCCAAAUGCAUCGAGUCGGAGAUCCACGACCACUACCCUGACGUUCAGUAUGUUGGGUUCAAGAGUGGAGCCAAGGGUGGAGACCCUUCUGAUACCGAAGAGACCAAAGGAGAGCAAGAAGACGAACAUGUCUUCAGUCAGCACUGCUCGCAACCCGAAGAAGAGACAUCGAAGGAAGACAGUGACAAUGAUGAGGUCAUGAUUUGCAACAAGGCAGGAAGUGUGGUGGCAGUCUGGAAGAAUGGCAACGUAACGGAAGUAAGCGAAUGUGGGAACAAUAACAGCAGUGAUGAUUCCAGCGACGACGAAAAGCCUGCCAACCCACCUCCCUUGCCACUCGAGCAAGUUCCCAUGCGGCUCGAACGAGCAUACAAGCGUUUGAAGAAAUAUUCCGUGCACUCACCAAUCGCCCCCAAAAAGUUCAAGAAAAACAACAACGACAAAGAAUUGGCGAAGCCCAUGGCUGGUUGA